Messenger RNA from Meloidogyne enterolobii, 298 nucleotides. NCBI's taxonomy places the organism in Eukaryota, Metazoa, Nematoda, Chromadorea, Rhabditida, Meloidogynidae. The record is from the annotation of a GenBank genome assembly.
GAAAAUGGGACAUUUAGCUGCUCGAUUUGUUCCAAAGCUUGCAGAAAAUAUUAUUUCACUUUCAAAUCAAUGUCAAUUUAACAUUACUCCGCUUCAUGUUGUUGACCCAAAUUUGGAUUUUAGAGAAGAAUUUGCAAACGUUGAAAAAUUGAAGGAAAAUCUUAAGAAAAGGCACAUGUUCGAUUCAAUUUCAAAUUUGCCCAAAAUUAGAGACGAUUAUUUUCGCUGGUGGAAGGCUUACAGCAAUCUGGUUAAUUGUGGUGUGGAUAAAAAGGUUUUAAAUUUUUUGAUAUUUUAA